Monoraphidium neglectum is the source of this 1185-nucleotide messenger RNA. RefSeq lists its product as hypothetical. Gene Ontology annotation, molecular function: proton-transporting ATP synthase activity, rotational mechanism; ATP hydrolysis activity; ATP binding. The transcript is spliced from 6 exons. Bases 1 to 1185 code for a protein of 394 amino acids. Lineage: Eukaryota; Viridiplantae; Chlorophyta; Chlorophyceae; Sphaeropleales; Selenastraceae. Gene Ontology annotation, biological process: proton transmembrane transport; proton motive force-driven mitochondrial ATP synthesis. The record is from RefSeq and is a predicted model, not a curated record.
AUGCUCAAGGCGGCGGUAGGCGCUGUGCGCCAGGGCAGGAAUGGCAGCGCGUUUGCUGCCGUGCAGCAGCUGAGGGCCUACGCUGCGGGGGCUCCUACAGUGGGCUACGUGAACCAGGUCAUUGGCCCUGUGGUGGACGUGCGGUUUGAGGGCGAGCUGCCGGCCAUCAUGUCCGCGCUGGAGGUGCAGGACCACAACAUCCGCCUCGUGUUGGAGGUGGCGCAGCACCUGGGAGAUAACAACAUCCGCUGCAUUGCCAUGGACAUGACGGACGGCCUCGUGCGGGGGCAGCGCGUCGUCGACACCGGGGCGCCCAUCAAGGUGCCCGUGGGCCGCGGCACCCUGGGCCGUAUCAUCAACGUCAUUGGCGAGCCCGUGGACGAGUGCGGCCCCGUCGAGUCAAGUGAUCUGUGGUCCAUCCACCGUGAGGCGCCCGAGUUUGUGGAGCAGAGCACCGACCAGGAGAUCCUGGUGACGGGCAUCAAGGUGGUGGACCUGCUGGCCCCCUACCAGAGGGGCGGCAAGAUCGGCCUGUUUGGCGGCGCAGGCGUGGGCAAGACCGUGCUCAUCAUGGAGCUCAUCAACAACGUCGCCAAGGCGCACGGUGGUUUCUCCGUGUUUGCGGGUGUGGGUGAGCGCACUCGUGAGGGCAACGACCUCUACCGCGAGAUGAUCGAGUCCGGUGUCAUCAAGCUGGGCGAUGAGCGCGGGCAGUCCAAGUGCACGCUGGUGUACGGCCAGAUGAACGAGCCCCCAGGGGCGCGCGCGCGCGUGGCCCUGACGGGCCUGACCGUGGCGGAGUACUUCCGUGACGUGGAGGGCCAGGACGUGCUGCUGUUUGUGGACAACAUCUUCCGCUUCACGCAGGCCAACAGCGAGGUGUCGGCGCUGCUGGGCCGCAUCCCCUCCGCUGUGGGCUACCAGCCCACGCUGGCCACUGACCUGGGUGGCCUGCAGGAGCGCAUCACCACCACCACCAAGGGCUCCAUCACCAGUGUGCAGGCCGUCUACGUGCCCGCGGACGACCUCACGGACCCCGCCCCCGCCACCACCUUUGCCCAUCUGGACGCCACCACGGUGCUGAGCCGCUCUAUUGCGGAGCUGGGCAUCUACCCUGCGGUGGACCCCCUGGACUCCACCAGCCGCAUGCUCGACCCCCGCAUCAUUGGUGCGCCGUACCCCUGA